Messenger RNA from Mugil cephalus (flathead mullet), 2544 nucleotides. Its product is annotated as extracellular calcium-sensing receptor-like. Gene Ontology annotation, molecular function: G protein-coupled receptor activity. The transcript has 9 exons. Gene Ontology annotation, cellular component: membrane. Gene Ontology annotation, biological process: G protein-coupled receptor signaling pathway. The record is from RefSeq and is a predicted model, not a curated record. Lineage: Eukaryota; Metazoa; Chordata; Actinopteri; Mugiliformes; Mugilidae. Bases 28 to 2544 code for a protein of 838 amino acids.
UUACAAAGUAAGUUUAAUCUUAAUGGCAUGCACAAGCCUGGUGAUUUAAUUCUGGGAGGGCUAUUUGAAGUCCACUACAGUUCUGUCUUCCCUAAGAUGACAUUCACGUCAGAGCCGCUUCAGCCAAGCUGCCAAGGGUUUGAUGGUCUUGGAUUCAGGCAUGCCAUGACCAUGGCGUUUACUAUUGAUGAGAUCAACAAGAACGCCAAUCUGCUUUCCAAUGUGACUCUGGGAUACAGUCUUUUUGACAACUGUGCAACACUGGGUAUUAGCUUCAGUGCUGCAUUGUCACUGGCCAGUGGUCGAGAGGAGCAGCUUGUGCUUCAGGAGGAUUGCUUAGGGAGCCCUCCGGUUGUGGGGAUUGUGGGUGAUCCCUUUUCCACUUUUUCUAUUGCCAUGUCCAAUGUUCUUGGUUUAUUCAAACUGCCUAUUGUGAGUUAUUAUGCCACAUGUUCCUGCCUGAGUGAUAGGCAAAGAUUUCCAUCCUUCUUCAGAACAAUCCCAAGCGAUACUUUCCAGGUGCGUGCUAUGAUUCAGAUACUUAAACACUUUGGCUGGACAUGGGCCGGCCUUCUGGUCAGUGAUGAUGAUUAUGGACUACAUGUUUCCAGAUCUUUUCCAUCUGACUUGGCCCAGUCAGGUGGAGGUUGUCUGGCCUACUUAGAGAUUUUGCCAUGGGGCAAUAAUCCAAAUGAAUAUAAGAGGAUUGUGGAUGUGAUGAUAAAAUCUACAGCUCGUGUGGUCAUCGUGUUUGCACAUCAAAUGCAUCUGGUUCAACUCUUGGAAGAGGUGGUGAAGCAGAAUGUGACAGGCCUGCAGUGGAUUGCCAGCGAAGCCUGGACAUUAGUUGAUGGACUCCAUACUCCUGCCUUCAUGCCGUACCUAGCUGGCACACUGGGCAUUGCCAUCCGCCGAGGAGAAAUACCAGGGCUCAGGGACUUCUUGCUAAAAAUUAAUCCUGAGCAACACCACAACAAUAACCAUGGAAACAGUAUGGUGAGAGUCAAGCAAUUUUGGGAAUACACGUUUCAGUGUAGAUUUCAACCACUCGCUGCAGAUGUGCUGGAACCUGGCGCACGACAAUGCACCGGACAAGAAAACCUUGCGAAUACGGCGACAGAUCUACUGAAUGUGUCAGAGCUCAGGCCUGAGUACAAUAUUUACAAGGCUGUGUACGCCCUGGCAUACGCCCUUGAUGACUUGCUGCACUGUGUUCCAGGGAGAGGACCUUUUAGCGGGCACAGCUGUGCCACUUUGCAAACACUGGAGCCAUGGCAGCUCAUGUACUAUUUGGAAAAGGUCAACUUCACCACAUCAUUUGGUGACCAAGUUUCAUUUGAUGAGAAUGGUGAUGCCUUACCAAUAUAUGAUAUCAUGAACUGGAUGUGGCUCCCUGAUGGAAGGACGAAAGUUCAGAGUGUGGGCGAUGUUAAAAGGUCAGCCUUCAAAGGUGAAGAACUGAGAAUUAAUGAGGAGGAAAUCUUCUGGAACUUUAAGUCUAAGCAGCCACCUAGGUCAGUCUGCAGUGAAAGCUGCUCCCCUGGUACACGUGUUGUGAGGAGGAAGGGACAGCCUGUAUGCUGCUUUGAUUGUAUCCCUUGUUCUGAAGGAAAGUUCAGCAAUGAAAGUGACUCCAUGGAGUGCAUCAGCUGUCCAGAUGACUUCUGGUCCAGCCCCCAGCGUGACCACUGUGUUCCUAAGAAAACAGAGUUCCUCUCAUAUCAUGAACCUCUGGGUAUCUGCUUGACAACUGCUUCAUUGCUGGGAACAUUUAUCUGUGCUGUUGUCCUAGGAAUUUUCACCUAUCAUCGAAGUACACCCAUGGUGCGCGCCAAUAAUUCUGAACUAAGCUUUCUGCUUUUGGUUUCACUUAAACUAUGUUUCUUGUGUUCACUGCUGUUCAUUGGUCGACCAAAACUGUGGACAUGCCAACUGAGACAUGCAGUAUUUGGAAUCAGCUUUGUGCUCUGUGUCUCAUGCAUCCUGGUGAAAACCAUGGUUGUCCUGGCUGUGUUCAAGGCCUCAAAGCCAGGAGGGGGAACCAAUCUGAAGUGGUUUGGUGCUAUGCAGCAGAGAGGAACAGUUUUAGCUCUUACCUGCAUCCAGGCGGCAAUCUGCACUGCUUGGAUUGUCUCUGCCUCACCAACUCCUCAUAAAAACACACAGUACCACAAUGAUAAGAUUGUUUAUGAGUGUGUUGUAGGGUCCACAAUCGGUUUUACUGCAUUACUGAGCUACAUUGGCUUACUGGCUACCCUCAGCUUCCUAUUAGCAUUUCUAGCAAGGAAUCUUCCAGAUAACUUCAAUGAGGCCAAACUCAUCACAUUCAGCAUGCUGAUAUUCUGUGCUGUGUGGGUGGCUUUUGUCCCAGCUUAUGUAAACUCACCAGGCAAAUAUGCUGAUGCAGUGGAGGUAUUUGCCAUCCUGGCCUCCAGUUUUGGCCUCUUGGUGGCACUGUUUGGUCCUAAAUGUUACAUAAUCCUGCUGAAACCAGAAAGAAAUACAAAGAAAGCUAUCAUGGGUCGAAGUGCUACCAAGUCAUAA